AUGCUGCCGCUCAGUCUUCUCAACGCCGCCCAAGGGCACCCCAUGCUCGUGGAGCUCAAGAACGGCGAGACCCUGAACGGACAUCUCGUCCAGUGCGAUACGUGGAUGAACCUCACUCUGCGGGAGGUUGUGCAAACUAGUCCUGGAGGCGACAAAUUCGUACGAUUAAAAGAAGCUUAUGUCAAGGGAAAUAAUAUCAAAUACCUCCGCGUCGACGACGACAUCAUCAACCAAGUCACCGAGUCCCAAAAGGGCCAACAGGGGAAUUUCAGAGGCGGACGAGGUGGCCACGGCCAAUCGAGAGGAGACCAUGGUCACGGCGGUCGUGGAGGUGGUGAUAGAGGGCGAGGUGGACGGGGCGGUGGACGGGGUGGAAGGGGAAGAGGUCGUGGGCAAUGA
Messenger RNA from Pochonia chlamydosporia 170, 399 nucleotides. Its product is annotated as LSM domain-containing protein. Gene Ontology annotation, biological process: mRNA splicing, via spliceosome; spliceosomal snRNP assembly; P-body assembly. The coding region runs from base 1 to 399 and encodes 132 amino acids. Gene Ontology annotation, molecular function: U6 snRNA binding. Gene Ontology annotation, cellular component: U6 snRNP; P-body; spliceosomal tri-snRNP complex. NCBI's taxonomy places the organism in Eukaryota, Fungi, Ascomycota, Sordariomycetes, Hypocreales, Clavicipitaceae. The transcript has 4 exons. The record is from RefSeq and is a predicted model, not a curated record.